Salvelinus fontinalis (brook trout) is the source of this 3238-nucleotide messenger RNA. It is a transcript of the gene adck1, whose product is annotated as aarF domain containing kinase 1. Bases 112 to 1680 code for a protein of 522 amino acids. The record is from RefSeq and is a predicted model, not a curated record. Gene Ontology annotation, cellular component: mitochondrial inner membrane. Lineage: Eukaryota; Metazoa; Chordata; Actinopteri; Salmoniformes; Salmonidae. The transcript is spliced from 11 exons. Gene Ontology annotation, biological process: lipid homeostasis; mitochondrion organization.
UGGGCUUUAGUUUAAUCGAAACUAUAAACAAGUGACGGGUUGAGAGGUCGAAGCGAGAAACCGGUUGAAUGACAGCACGGUUGUACGUUUGGCUGUGAUUAAGUGCCUCCAAUGGCUGGCCGGCUGCUGAAAGUGUCGUCUUUUGCAGCGGCAGUGGUGGCGUCGUCAGGCUUCUACCUCUACAACAACAAACAACUGGACCCCAAUGACAUCAGCCUGGUCCGCUUCGGGCGGGCCGCAGCUACGACUGCCGUGAUCAGCUAUGACUACAUGACAUCUCUGAAACAUGUGGAGUAUGGAUCAGAGGAAUACUGGGCGCUCAAAUCCCAGGUGCACCGUCGGUCAGCUGAGAGACUGCGUAACCUGUGCUGCGCCAACCGAGGCACCUUCAUCAAGGUGGGUCAACACCUGGGAGCCCUUGACUACCUCCUACCUGAGGAGUACACCUCCACCCUCAAAGUCCUGCACAGCAGAGCACCGGAGAGCUCUAUGGAGGAGAUUCAGCAGGUCAUCAGAGAAGACCUGGGGAAGGAGCUCUCUGAUCUGUUCAUCUCCUUCGAUGAGAAACCCCAGGGCGCGGCGUCGCUGGCCCAGGUCCACAAGGCAGUGUUGCAUGAUGGUAGGACGGUGGCUGUGAAGGUCCAACACCCCAAGGUCCAGACACAGAGCUCCAAGGACAUCGUGGUCAUGGAGGUCCUGCUGAACAUGGUCCACUGGCUGUUCCCAGACUUUGCCUUCAUGUGGCUGGUGGAGGAGGCUAAGAAGAACAUGCCUGCAGAGCUGGACUUCCUCAACGAGGGACGCAACGCUGAGAAGGUGGCGGUCAUGCUCGCACACUUCCCCUGGCUCAAGGUACCUAAGAUCCACUGGGACCUGUCUACCAGGCGGAUCCUGACCAUGGACUUUGCCGAGGGAGGCCAGGUCAACGACAGAGACUAUAUGAGGAGACACGGCAUCAACGUCAAUGAGAUUUCUCAGAACUUGGGGAAGAUGUACAGUGAGAUGAUAUUUGUGCAUGGCUUCGUCCACUGUGACCCCCACCCAGGCAACGUGUUGGUGAGGAGGUGUCCCAACACCAAGAAGACUGAGAUUGUCUUACUGGACCACGGCCUGUAUCAGAUCCUGCUGCCAGACUUCCGGCUAAACUAUUGUCGUCUGUGGCAGUCCCUGAUUAAGGGGGACCUGAAUGGGAUCGAGAGGUACAGCCGACGCCUGGGUGCGGGGGACCUCUACCCCCUCUUCGCCUGUGUCCUCACCGCACGCUCCUGGACCUCUGUCAAUGCAGGCGUCGGCAACACCCCCGUCACACACUCUGAGGACGUGGAGAUCAGGUCGAACGCGGCUCUCUACCUCCCCCAGAUCAGUGACCUGCUGAACCGCGUGCCCCGUCAGAUGCUGCUGCUACUGAAGACCAACGAUCUUCUCCGAGGCAUUGAGACCACCCUGCAGACCAGAGCCGCCUCCUCCUCCUUCAUCAACAUGUCCCGAUGCUGCACCCGGGCUGUAGCCAGGCACAAGCGGAGCAAGGCGCAGUCGAGGGCACGCCGUCUCCAGAUCACCAUGUCGGAGUCUCUGACCCUUUGGCAAAUCAGCCUGUACGAACUGUUCCUGUGGGUCAAGGGCUCAACGCUAGGAGGCUGGGUCGGCUCACUGCUCAGCUGUCUACACUACACACACUGAUCGGAGAAGAGAAGCAACGACGCAGACACGCAUGAAGACACACGGUUACAGACAGACACAUACACACUUAUGGGCGUGCGCAUGCACACACACUUAGUGUACACACGUAUACCCUCACACUACGGCGUACACAAAUAGGGCCUUUGGGACGCAGAGUCAUGAAGACACACCAACAAAACUUGACACAAAUGCAUACGCACAAACACACACACAGUUGACACACACACACACACACACACAGUCAGGCAAUCCGCUCCAAACGCACGGAGACAGUAUAACCACUGUGUAAACUGAUGGAUAGACAGAGGUUGGUAUCAAUAGAAGAGACAGACAGAAAAGAAAGUAGAAAAGAAAGUGACUGGGUCAAUUGUCUGGUACUGCUCUGCUAGUCCAUUGGAUGAAGAGGGAAGUUCAGGAGCAGUUUGUGCUCAGCCAUGACUAUCCUUCGGAGUGCUUUAAGUGAUUGUUGUGAAUACAUGUACUGUCAAAUAAUAUCAGUUAUAUUUUCUUUAAACAAAGUGCCCGCUGAAUGUAUACUGAGCAAAAAUAUAAACGCAACAUGCAACAAUUUCAAAGAUUUUACUGAGUUACAGUUCAUAUAAGGAAAUCGGUCAAUUGAAAUGAAUUCAUUAGACCCUCAUCUAUGGAUUUCACAAGACUGGGCAGUGGUGCAGCCAUGGGUGAGCCAGGCCCUGCUAAUCAGAAUGAGUUUUUCCCCACAAAAGGGCAUUUAUUAUUGGCACGUUGAGUUCACAUUAGGUGACAACUCAAAUCAAUUGCAGAUCAAAAUGAGAUGUUGAACUGACAUCUGUGCCCAGUGAAAUAUGGUCCAAGCCACUCACUGUACAUAAAUGGCAACAACAGUUUGUAUUUAUUCAUGUUACCUCACUACUGUAUGUACUGUAAACGUGCAGUGGUGCAGAAUGAAGUGUCAUAUUUCUGUUCAGAAAUGGAUGGGACUGUUUUCCACAUUACAUUCCUCUGCUUUUCUCUCUGUUUAUCUCCUCUUCCCCCUUCAUUCUGCAACAGUUCUGCUCUCCCUCUUUCUCCACCUCACUCUCUCUCCUAGCCCUCUCUCCUAGCCCUCUCUCCUAGCCCUCUCUCCUAGCCCUCUCCCCUACCCCUCUCCCCUACCCCUCUCUCCCUCUUCUAUCUCUCUCUAAUCUCCUCAGAACAUCUUGCUGUUGCUGUCCAGCUUUUUGGAACCACUGGUUUCUGUGGCAUAUUAUUUUAUUAACUGUAAUUGAAUUUGACCUUUAACCUUUGUCAGCAUACAGUUCCAAGACUGUAUGUUUGGCAUUGGUAUUGCUAUCAUUUUAUGAUGUGGAUUUAAAUUGAAAAUAAGCGAUACAAUUUUGUAAUAAGUGAUACAAUUUUGUAUCAGAUGACAUUUUUUUUUGUCAUCUUUGAAUAUGUUUUAGUUUUGUUGAUUUUUCUGUGCAUUUUUUUAUUUAUCCUAUUUGUUGUUGGAGGUGUGGAGGAGGGAGGAGUUAUUGUUCACUCAUAAUGAGUUUGCAUGAGGAAUGGAAAUAAAUGGAAAUAAUCCCAAUUGAACACA